Cheilinus undulatus (humphead wrasse) is the source of this 2036-nucleotide messenger RNA. It is a transcript of the gene ftcd, whose product is annotated as formimidoyltransferase cyclodeaminase. The record is from RefSeq and is a predicted model, not a curated record. Bases 142 to 1803 code for a protein of 553 amino acids. NCBI's taxonomy places the organism in Eukaryota, Metazoa, Chordata, Actinopteri, Labriformes, Labridae. The transcript has 14 exons. Gene Ontology annotation, molecular function: transferase activity; folic acid binding.
GAGGCAGUAAUGAUUGUCACAGCGUCGGUUUAAUCAUUCACCUCACGCAGCGCUCUUCAGCCCGGCUCAGACCGUGUCUGGGUCUUUGUGUCUCUGGUCUCUGGGUCUCUGAAGGCUCCUGUCGCUGUUCGGACCGCCGUCAUGUCUCAGCUGGUCGAGUGCGUCCCAAACUUCUCCGAGGGGAGAAACCAGCAGGUGAUCGAUGCGAUCUCCACGGCGAUCUCUGAGACGCCGGGCUGCAGCCUGCUGGACGUGGACCCCGGGUCCUCCACCAACCGCACCGUCUACACCUUCGUGGGCUCUCCUGACGCCGUGGUGCAGGGGGCGCUGAACGCCGCCCGCCGCGCCUUCAGCCUCAUCGACAUGAGCAAACACUCAGGUGAGCAUCCUCGGACCGGAGCCCUGGACGUCUGCCCCUUCAUCCCGGUCCAGGACGUCUCCAUGGACGACUGCGUCCGCUGUGCCAACGAGUUCGGACAGAAGCUCGCCGAGAUGCUGCACGUGCCCGUCUCCGUGGUCAUCAGUGGUUCUAAGUCUGUGUGGUCCUCAGUCUACCUGUAUGGACUAGCGGCUCUCAGAGAGUCCAGGCGGAGUCUACCUGCAGUCAGAGCUGGAGAGUAUGAAGCUCUACCUGACAAGCUCAGGCAAGCUGAUUGGUCCCCUGACUUUGGCCCCGCCCAGUUUGUACCAUCAUGGGGUGCCACAGUAACGGGGGCUCGUAAGUUCCUGAUCGCCUACAACGUGAAUCUGAUCAGCACCAAGGAGCAGGCACACCGCAUCGCUCUGAACAUCAGAGAGCAGGGGCGGAGCAAAGACCAGCCCGGUCGGCUGCAGCAGGUCCAGGCGAUGGGUUGGUACCUGGACGAGUCAAACAUUGCUCAGGUGUCCACCAACAUCCUGGACCACGAACUGACGCCGCUUCACCGAGUCUACCAGGAAGUGUGCCGGGACGCCAAGGAGCUGAAGUUGCCCGUGGUUGGCUCUCAGAUUGUGGGUCUGAUCCCGCUGAAGGCUGUUCUGGAUGCUGCAGACGACUUCAUCACCACAGAGAAGCUCUUCAUCGUGGAGGAGGAGCACAAAGUCCGACUGGUGAUCAGUAAGCUGGGUCUGGACUCUCUGGGUCCGUUCAACCCCAAGGAGAGAAUCAUCGAGUACAUGGUGAGCUCAGGGGAGGACGGACGCCUCGUCUCUCUGUCUCUGCAGCAGUUUGUUCGGAGCGUUGGAGCCAGGACGGCGGCCCCUGGUGGAGGAUCGGUUUCUGCAGCCGUGGCUGCUCUGGGAGCGGCUCUGGGUGCCAUGGUGGGUCAGAUGACAUAUGGGAAACGUCAGUUCGAGAACCUGGACAGCGUGAUGAGGCGGCUGAUUCCUCCGUUUCAUGAAGCGAUGAACGAGCUGCUGCUGAUGGUGGACGCUGACUCGACCGCCUUCAACAGCUACAUGGCGGCGCUGAAGAUGCCGAAGAGCACGGCCGAGGACGUCAGGAAGCGGGAGACAGCCAUGCAGGAUGGUCUGAAGCGAGCAGUGGGCGUUCCUCUGGCAUUGGCUGAGCGUGUCAGCGUCCUGUGGCCGUCUCUGAAGGAAAUGGUUGUUCAUGGAAACAUUGCCUGCAAGUCGGAUGCUCAGGUGGCUGCUAAAGCUCUGGAGACGGCGGUCUUUGGGGCAUACUACAACGUCACCAUCAACCUGAAAGACAUCACAGAUGAAGACUUCAAGAUGGCGAUGCUGAAGAGAGCAGCCGCGUUGCUGCAGGAAGCGAAAGAGAGCGCCGCUGCCGUCCUCCUUGCUGCAGAUGACAGGAAGUAAAGCUACCCUCACCAAAGACCUUGGAGUGAGCUGCUCUGUGAUUGGAUAAUCCUAAAAGCAGUGCAUUCUGGGAGUUGUAGUUGUUUGAAUAGAAUCAGUAUUUUCAUCAUGAAUGAUCAUCACGAGUAUAAACAGACUGGUUUUAAUUCAAAGUGAUUUAGAGUGACCUGAGUCAGGACAUGGUCACCAUGGCGACAGAAUAAAUAAAUAAAUAAAUAGAUAAAUAAAUAGAA